AUGACAUUCUCUAAAGAUUCAAUUAAUACUACAUCUGCUGCUGAUUUAGCUGCUUUUAAUGCUUAUCUUGGAGAUUUUCCAUAUGCCGGAGGAUAUACAAUUUCAUCCAAAGAUUUUACUUUAUUUAAUCUUUUUAAAAGUACACCAUGUUCUAAAGCUUAUGAACAUCUUUCUCGUUGGUACAAAAAUGUAGCAUCAUUCUCUGAUUCAGAAAAAAAAGCUUUCGGUGAACCUUCAACAACUGCCGGUGCUAGUAAAGGAGAUGACGAUGAUUUCGAUCUUUUUGACUCAGAAGAAGAAGAUGAAGAACAAGCUAAAGUUGUUCAAGAACGCUUAAAGGCUUACCAUGAUAAAAAAUCUAAGAAACCAGGUCCAAUUGCUAAAUCAAAUAUUAUUUAUGAUGUCAAACCAUGGGAUGAUACAAUAAAAAUUUCUGAUAUCGAAGAAGGAAUACGUAAAAUCGAAAAAGAUGGACUUGUAUGGGGUGCUGCUAAAGUAUUACCAGUUGCUUUCGGUAUCAACAAACUUCAAAUCUGUUGUGUUGUUGAGGAUGACAAAGUUUCAUCUGAUUGGUUGGAAGAACAAAUCACCGAUAUGGAAGAUCUUGUUCAAUCUGUUGAUGUUGUUGCCUUUAACAAAGUAUAA
Messenger RNA from Strongyloides ratti, 645 nucleotides. RefSeq names its product Elongation factor 1-beta. The record is from RefSeq and is a predicted model, not a curated record. Gene Ontology annotation, biological process: translational elongation. Lineage: Eukaryota; Metazoa; Nematoda; Chromadorea; Rhabditida; Strongyloididae. Gene Ontology annotation, cellular component: cytosol; eukaryotic translation elongation factor 1 complex. The coding region runs from base 1 to 645 and encodes 214 amino acids. The transcript has 2 exons. Gene Ontology annotation, molecular function: guanyl-nucleotide exchange factor activity; translation elongation factor activity.